Molecule: messenger RNA, 2428 nt
Organism: Thamnophis elegans (Western terrestrial garter snake)
Lineage: Eukaryota; Metazoa; Chordata; Lepidosauria; Squamata; Natricidae
Product: myotubularin-related protein 9-like
Exons: 10
Coding region: 257-1612 (451 amino acids)
Biological process (GO): negative regulation of autophagy
Source: RefSeq, a predicted model, not a curated record
UGCUGUGCAGUUCCUGUUGUACCCUUUCACAAUAUAAGAUCCAGCUUGAGCUCUCAGCAACAUAACAAACAGCUGUUGCAAGGUCUCUCCACAACUGUCCUUUCCCAAUAUCGCUUGGCUGACUGGCUGGCUGGCUGGAGCAGGAACAGAGCGACCGAUCUGGUGCGGGAUCCUGUUUCCAAGACUCUUUUGCAGGUCCCAGAGGAAAUCCAGUUCCAAAUUCAGCUCUCAGGACGCUCUGUCACCUCCUCCCACCAUGGAGUUUGCUGAGCUGAUCAAGACCACCAAGGUGGAUGAUGUGGUUCUCUCAUGUCCAGGACUCCAGACCAUUCGAGGGACACUGGCUAUCACCAGCCAUCACUUACUCUUUUCAUCCCAGGCAGAAGGGAAUAGGGAACAGAGAAGAACUGAGCUGUGGCUCCUUAUUCGCAAUGUGGACGCCAUUGAAAAAAGGCUGGCCAACCCGUCUGGCACCAUCACUCUCAAAUGCAAAGACCUGAAAAUUAUGCAGUUGGAAAUCCCUGGAAUGGAGGAGUGCCUGAACAUUGCCAGCUCCAUUGAGGCUCUUUCUUCUCUAGAAUCGGUGAUGAUGAUGUACCCCUUCUUCUACAGACCCCAGAACACAACACUGGGCACCGGGUGGCUGACGGACAUUACUGAACAGUAUUACAAGCAGAUCGCAACUGACACAGGGGCUUGGAGGCUGAGUUCCAUCAAUGCAGACUUUGGAGUCUGUCCCAGCUAUCCACCACUGGUGAUCGUCCCAGCAAGACUGGAUGAUGGAGUCCUUCAGAAGAGCGCCCGAUUUCGUCAGGGGAGGCGAUUCCCAGUUCUCAGCUACUAUCACAAAAAAAAUGGGACGGUGAUGCUUCGCAGCAGCCAGCCCCUCGUGGGGCCCAACCGGAAACGCUGCCAUGAGGAUGAGCUGCUUUUGACCACCGUCCUGGAGGGUGGGGAACGUGGCUUCAUCCUGGACACCAGGUCGCUGCAGACUGCAAAGCAGGCCCGGGUGAUGGGGGGCGGCCUGGAGCACCGAAGCUGCUACCACGGCUGGAAGAGGCUGCACCGAGCUCUAGAGAGGGGUCGCUCCCUCCAGGAAAGCUUCAUCAAGCUGGUAGAAGCCUGCAAUGACCCUUCUGCCCACAUGGACCGCUGGCUGAGCAGACUGGAAGCCUCCAAAUGGCUGUCCCAUGUCAAGGAAGCCUUGAAUGCUGCCUGCCUGGCAGCCCAGUGCCUGGAAAGAGAGGAGGCUUGUGUCCUGGUGCAUGGAGCCGAAGGGAAGGAUGCCACCUUGUUGGUGACAGCUCUUGCCCAAGUUAUCCUGGAUCCAUCCUGCCGGACAUUGGCAGGGUUCCAAGGACUGCUGGAGCGGGAAUGGAUACAGGCCGGGCAUCCCUUCCAGCUCCGCUGCGCCCACUCCGCCUAUGCGCACGCCCGGCUCAAGCAGGAGGCGCCCACGUUUCUCCUUUUCCUUGAUUGCAUCUGGCAACUGGGGCGCCAGUUCCCCUUCUCACUGGCAUUCAAUGAGCAUCUCCUGCUGGCACUCUUUGAGCAUUGCUAUGCCUCACCCUGCGGCACGUUCUUGGGCAACAAUGAGAAAGAAAGGCCUUGAAAGACAUGGAGGGAUGGCCUUGCACUUAAUUUGGACACUUCAAAUAUCUCAGGUGAAGAAAUCUGAGCCACCAAAGAUGCCCUAAGCAUCCUCCCACUGGUAGAACUCUCCUUUUACUUUUAUGAAUUGAGAUGCACAGGAUUUGAACAUUAGGACCUGAUGUUCUCCAGGAGAAAAAUCAAUCUAGGAAAGUGGAAUGGUUUCACAUAGAAGGAAACGUCACAGCAGCCAUUUUUGCAGGGAAGGGGACCAAGAUUUCAGAGUCUCUUGGCUGGUUGUUCUCGUUGCUUCUCCCACAAAAAUGGCUAAACCAACCAUGAUAAAACACUUGGGGGGAGGCACAGAACCAGGGUUCAGAGGAGCCUGCAGUGUGGCCAAGAUGGUAGUCACAGCAGUGGGAUCAAAACUCACCUAUUUGUGUACAUCGUACAGAUACUGCACAAUGGUGGGAUUCAAAAAUGUUUACUACCAGUUCUGUGGGCAUGGUGUGGUAGGCGUGGUGUGGCUUGGUGGGUGUCAUAGGGGAAUACUGCGAAAUCCUCCCGAUCAGCUGAGGCUUGGGAGGCAGAGAAUAGAUGGGGGUGGGGCCAGUCAGAGGCAGUAUUUACCGGUUCUCCGAACUACUCAAAAUUUCUCCAGAACUUGUCAGAAUCUGCUGAAUGCCACCUCUGGUACUACAGAGAGCUUCAAUCAUACCUUUAUGGCCAUCAUAUUGACUUUUUCCACCAGACCUUGCGGACACCCCUACCAAAGUUCCUUGCUUGUUGCUCCAGUUCAAGAGAUCAUUAAAUAAAAACAAAUCCAGUUUGGCCAGUU